CGACUGUCAUCUGCCGCCCCGGGUGUUCAAGAAGUCCCAUAGACUCGGUUCAGAUCAUUGAAGGUCGAGGUUGAAAGACGCGGAUGUCGGAGACGUGUCACCGAAACUCUCCAGUGUUGAUGGUGUCGCCUUGUCUCCACACACACAGAGCAACAAGAGACUCGGCUACAGUUUGAGUUCAGUGUCGGAAUGUUGCGUGACAGGCUGAGCUGCUUCGACGGGUCGAUUCGUCGUCUGUGUUGGUCGACGGGGCGUAAACUCACUGCACGAGGCGUCGGGCUGCCACAGUUAUGAAUCUGUAAUGUUGUCUGUAAGCUGGACUGUAAUGUUGUCGCAGUGUCGGCUGCCAACAUGCUGUCUGAAGGAGGAUCUUUCAUGAAGGGGGUGGUCAUGGGAGGCCUCUUCUGCUUAGUGUUGUCGCUUCUGGGUAGUUUCAGCCCCGGCACAAAGUCCAGUACAGAGGACCACCAUCAUCAUCACGUCAAGGCCCCGAGCAAAGACGAGCUGAAUCAUCUCUCCAACUCUGAGGUGCAGGCGUCGAGCAAACAAAUACAGGUUUAUUGUGUCAUCAUGGUCCAGCCCAAGAUCCUUCCCUUCUGGGCGGCAGCAUUGGACACCUGGAGCAAACAUUGUGACGAGGCCGUGUUCUACACCUCAGAGUCCUCUAAGGCGCUCGAUGCCGUAGACCUGAAUGAAAAAGAUGAGUGGGCGAGGUUACGUAAAGCUCUGAAGCAUGCUUAUGAGAACGCUGGAGACCUGCGCUGGUUCUUUGUGGCACAAGCCACCACGUUUGCCAUCAUUGAGAACCUCAAAUACCUGGUGCUCACAAAGGAUCCCAGUGAGCCCUUCUACCUGGGCAACGUCAUGAAGUCAGGCGAGCUCGAGUAUGUGGCGUAUGAUAGUGGCAUUGUUUUAAGCUAUGAAGCUCUUAAAAGGCUGGUGCAUGUGUUCCAGGACGAAGAACAAUGUCCAGAGAGAGGAAGAGCCCUGUGGAAGUUGAGUGAGGAGAAGCAGCUGGCAGUGUGUCUCAAAUACAAAGGUGUGUUUGCAGAGAACGGAGAAGACGCACAUGGAAAGGGCCUGUUCAACAGCAAGACUGUCUACAACCUGAUAUCAGACAGCAUGAAGGAAAACCCCAAUAAUGUGGUGGAGGGCUGCUGCUCCGAUGUGGCAGUCACAUUCAGCGGGAUGUCACCAAAUCAGAUGCAAGUUAUGAUGUUCGGAGUUUACAGACUCCGUCCGUACGGGCACGAUUUUCAUGACGCGUUAGCAUUUUACCCUCCUGAAGGUUCGGACAAUGAUUAGAGACUCAUUCCUUGCAACUGGAUGUGGCAUUUUAAUUAUAAUUUUUUCUGUCAUCUAUGAUGGCAAAACUACAUUUGGGGAGAUGGUUUUCUAAUGCUGUUGGUAAAACUUGAUUCUGAGUGGAAACAAUUUUAUGUAUAUUUGUACCUUUUGCACAUGGCACAAUCAGCCCCUUUUUUCUUUGUGGUGGAGGAAAACCUCAGUGAAUGGAUGUGUCGUUCUUUUGAAUGAAGAUAGAACUGAGAAAUGUUUCAAAGUUGUGAUAUGAGAUCAUCUGGAUGUUUUGGUUAUUGUAAUAUUGUUCUGAGUCUAAAAUGUUUGUCUUUCUGUCAUGUUUAAGCUGCGUUAGUUAUUAAAUGACUACACUGUAUUGAAAUUGUUUAUCAAAGUGCUUGACUCUAUAUUAUGAAUUACAAUCUCAGAGAAAACUUCUCCAAACUUUAAACAUUGUACUGAAACAUCAAUAUUAACUUGGACGUGUCAGAGCCCUGCCCAGUUGAUAAUGAAGUGGGUUUUUUGCGUGAUAUGUUUGGUUAUAUCCACAUAUGAAGGAACUUCACAGCUAAAUUUAUCAGUAAGUACAUUUAUAAGAAAGAAAAGUAAUUAAGAAAAAAAAAGGGGUGGUGUCACUUUUCCACUGACAUUUUUUGAACAGGUGAUUUUGGACUGACCGUGACUUUAUUUUAAAUAGUAAAAUAAAAUAAAAUGAAUCUAAUUAA
Scophthalmus maximus (turbot) is the source of this 2024-nucleotide messenger RNA. It is a transcript of the gene c1galt1c1, whose product is annotated as C1GALT1-specific chaperone 1. The transcript is spliced from 3 exons. NCBI's taxonomy places the organism in Eukaryota, Metazoa, Chordata, Actinopteri, Pleuronectiformes, Scophthalmidae. The record is from RefSeq and is a predicted model, not a curated record. Gene Ontology annotation, molecular function: N-acetylgalactosaminide beta-1,3-galactosyltransferase activity. The coding region runs from base 352 to 1305 and encodes 317 amino acids.